This is a messenger RNA of Sungouiella intermedia, 1995 nucleotides long. Lineage: Eukaryota; Fungi; Ascomycota; Pichiomycetes; Serinales; Metschnikowiaceae. The record is from the annotation of a GenBank genome assembly.
AUGAAGCUCCUGGUGGUUCUCUUCACCUUAUUUCUGCUUUGUGCCGUUCAUGCGUUGGUUAUCAUCGACUCGGCACUCGCAUCUUCAUGUCUCUACUACAUGAAAGGCUUCGAUUGGGGAUGUGGAGGAACGGGCCAAAGCCACCACAUGUACAAAUGUCGGUGUGCUAAUAUUGACUGGUUGGGGUCUGUGGGUAAUUGUAUUGCCACACAGGGCACCAAUGCUGGUGAGAUCUCUCAUGCUUUUGCUCAUGCUGCCUUGAGAUGUAAGCAGAGAGGUAACAAAGACUACGUUGGUAGUGAUAUCCGUCAAUGGGCCGAGAAUGCCACGGCUUACUUGCAAAUGCCCACUGCCAAUGACACAAAGGUCCAGGUGUACCAUCCAUUAGCUGUCAACGAGACAGACUUUGCUAUCUAUGAGAGGUCUUUCAGACAGAUCAACCAUCAUGUGUUCAAGACCCAGUGGUUCGGCUGGGGUCUAGUGUUUUUCUGGGCUGCUCUUCUUGCUGUUCACACGGUAUUUAACUUCAUGUGGAGACUUUUCCGUAUCAACAUCUUUGGAGCCACACUCUACCAGAUUCACCAAAAGUAUCUCUCACCCAAAACUGCCUUCUUCGGGUUGUCCAGAUGGAACAUAGUCAUAUUCUCGCUUUUUACCAUCCAGACGGUGUUGGUGUCGGCACUCUCAUACACAGUGGAGCUGCCCAACGUCUACAUCAAAGACCCCUACCUUCUUAAGUUGGACUUGAUUGGCUAUCGAACUGGUAUCAUCUCGUUUUCGCUUAUGCCUUUGACCUUUAUCUUCGGCAUCCGGAACAACCCAUUCUGCUGGCUCACGGGGCUUCCACAUUCCGAAUUUAUCAUCUAUCACAAGGUCGCUGCUAUCUUCAUGUCGAUUGAGGCUAUGAUUCACUCGGCUGUAUGGACUCACUAUGCCUUUAUUGCUGGUCCAUACACUGUGUGGUCUGUCGAUGCCUACUGGAAAUGGGGAGUGGUCGGAACUAUUUUGGCAUUCUUGAUCUUGUUCCAAAGUUUUAGAUUUAUUCGAACCUUGAUGUACGAGACGUUUUUGGUGGUGCAUAAGUUGUUUGGCUGGCUCUUCAUCGUAUCCAUGUGGUACCACUGUAACAUCCUCGGAUGGAUGGGCUGGGUUUACUCGUUGAUUGCACUUACCGCCUAUGACCGACUUGUUCGUUUUUUUAAGAUUUUCGUUGUCAACCGUGGCUUUACUGAUAUCAUUGUGACGGUUGUUGACGAAAAGGUGUUGAGAAUUUCCAUCCCAAAGCCCAUGGCUUAUGAUGUUGCGUACCGUCCUGGUAGCCACGUAUACUUGAGCUUCUUUCACUGGCCCAUUUGGUACCAAUGCUUCCAAUCGCAUCCAUUCACGGUUAUAUCGUCACCCGUGGUGUCCAGUAAAGUUCUCACUAUCUAUGUUCGUGUUAAGAAGGGCACUACAGCUAAACUUGCCAAGUUAAGGACUAAUGAAAAGGGAUACUUGUCCAUGUGGGCACUUAUCGAUGGACCUUAUGGAGAAGGAGCUGUUUCGUAUAGAGAAACGGAUUCAGUUGUGGGAAUCGCUGGAGGAAUGGGAGUUUGUGGUAUUUUGCCUAGUCUCUACAAUGCCCCAGCCAAUUCGAAACUCUACUGGGUGAUCAACAGCGCUAACGAUGUUGUUGUUCUCUCCAGAGAUAUCGACUAUUUGAUUUCUAGAGGAAUGGAUGUUAAGGUGCUUCUUACAAGCGUUGAUGAGACAGACGACACUCUUCUGCUUGUGAAGUCACACCCUUACAUCAGUGUCGAAGGCACAAGGCCGGCUAUGGCCGAUUUGGUUGCAGACGCUGUGGAAUUUGGAAAGAAGGUGUCUGCAACAGAUUUGUUCAUCGUCUCGUGUGGUGCUGGCAGUAUGGAUACCGAGAUUGGAAACAGCAUUUCCAAGAAGGUGGAGGUUGGUCAGAAGAUGGCCAUUCACCAUCAACUGGAGUCAUUUACAUGGUAA